AAAAAUUUGAAUGAAAACUUGCUUCCUGUGCUUCUCUGCUCCGGCGGUGGACACUGGAGAGGGUUUGAGGAAAUUUUUUUCUUAGGGUUUGGUUUUCGAUCUCUCUGAUCUCCGGCACUGAAUUCGCUGUGGAAAGUUAGCUUUCAGGAGAUCGUAGGGAAGAAAGGGCUGGUAUGGAAGGAAAGCAGAUAUUGGCUAGCCCUAGGCCGUGCAGUGGUCGUAGAGUUAUGGCUAAGAAGAGGCCUCGCCCCGAUGAUUUUCAUGUCAACACCUUCAGCAAGCUUCUCCGUCGAGAGAUUUCUUCCAAACCGCGUCCUUCUUAUUCCGUCUCCAAUGGCCACGACAAGUUCCGCAACAUGCGUUUGGUGAUGGAAUAUGAUACUCAUGAUCCAAAGGGCCAUGCUCCAGAAGCACUACACUUUUUGACAAAGAGAACGAAAGUAAUGGAGAUAGUUGCUGCAUGUAACAUUGUUUUUGCUCUUACGCAUUCAGGUGUAUGUGCUGCUUUUUGCAGAGAGACAAACAAGAGGAUAUGUUUUCUAAAUGUCAGUCCUGAUGAAGUGAUUCGGAGUCUUUUCUAUAACAAGAACAAUGAUUCACUUAUAACGGUUUCAGUAUAUGGCUCAGAAAACUUCAGCUCAUUGAAAUGUAGAUCCACAAAGAUUGAAUACAUACGUAGAGGAAAGCCAGAUGCAGGUUUUCCUCUUUUUGAGUCAGAGACUUUAAAGUGGCCCGGCUUUGUAGAGUUUGAUGAUGUUAAUGGAAAGGUGCUGACAUACUCAGCCCAAGAUAGCAUAUACAAAGUGUUUGAUCUGAAAAACUAUAACAUGCUGUACUCUAUAUCAGAUAGACGCGUAAAUGAAAUCAAGAUCAGUCCCGGUAUCAUGUUAUUGAUUUUCGAAAGAGAGAGCAGUCAUGUUCCUCUUAAAAUUCUUUCAAUAGAAGAUGGUAAAGUUCUUAAAACUUUCAAGCAUCUACUUCAUCGAAAUAAGAAGGUUGACUUUAUUGAACAAUUCAACGAGAAGCUUCUUGUUAAGCAAGAGCAUGAGAAUCUCCAAAUUCUUGAUGUUCGGAAUGCCGAGAUUAUGGAAGUUAGUAAAGACGCAUUCAAGACUCCAUCAGCAUUUAUCUUUUUGUAUGAGAACCAGUUGUUUCUGACAUUUAGAAACCGGAAUGUUGCUGUCUGGAAUUUUCGUGGGGAGCUUGUAACUUCAUUUGAGGAUCACCUUUUAUGGCACCCAGACUGUAACACAAACAACAUUUACAUAACAAGUGAUCAGGAUCUUAUUAUUUCUUACUGCAAGGCUGAAUCUGAAGAUCAUUGCAUGGAAGGCAAUGCUGGGUCUAUCCAUAUAAGCAACAUCUUGACUGGGAAAUGCCUGGCCAAAAUAAGUGCGUCAAAUGAUGAUCCUAAAGCUGGUCGUUGCAGCAGCAGUAAGAUUUCCCACAUGACAAGCACAGUUGCAGAAGCUUUGGAAGACAUAACUGCUCUUUUCUAUGAUGAAGACCGCAAUGAGAUCUACACUGGAAACAAACAGGGAUUGGUUCACGUGUGGUCUAACUGAAAGUCAAGCUGUUCAAUUUGAUUAAGCUUGCUUUUCCGGCUGAUUAGAUAUGUUUAGUGUAUCACCAAACUGCUCACAUUAUUCAAUUAUUCUUAGACUGGUUUUAGCAUUUUUAGAUUUAUCAUUUGUAUUUUAGGAAUAGAGGCACUUUGGUUCAGAAUUCAGAUGAGCACCAAGGUGCUAAUCUAAUCUGUAUACUAGCACUAGUGUGUUUCUUCUGCCUGCUUGUUUGCAAAUUGCAAAGCCUAGAGUGUGAAAUGGUUGGUACCUACCAUUGGCUCUGUAAAACAUUCUGUUUUCAGAAAUCAACUGAUCUACCGUUGCAGAAAGAUGUACCGUAAAUGAUACAUGGCAUUCCUUUUCUCAAAGAUGGUGAGUCGAUCAUAGCAAAGAUAGUAACAUGUUGUGCUUUU
Messenger RNA from Rubroshorea leprosula, 1978 nucleotides. The record is from the annotation of a GenBank genome assembly. Lineage: Eukaryota; Viridiplantae; Streptophyta; Magnoliopsida; Malvales; Dipterocarpaceae.